AUGACUCUCGACGUACUUCACUUCAUCGACAACAAAGGCGGAAAUGCCGAAGAAAUUCGCGAGUCUCAGCGCAAGCGUGGCCUCGCACCCGAGAUAGUCGACGAGGUCAUGCAAAUGUACGUAGACUGGGUGAAAAUGGACUUUGACACCAAUGCUAUAAACAAGCAGGUGAAUGCAAUACAGAAAGACAUCGCUGCGAAGAGGAAGGCAAAGGAGAAUGCAGAUGACUUAGUUGCUCAGAAAAAAGAGCUGGAUGCGCAGGUUAUAACGAGAAAACAAGAAUCAAAGGAGUUCGCACAGAAGAUGAAGCAAAAGGCCUCCACUGUCGGCAACAUUGUCGGCAGAGAUGUGCCCGUUAGUCUGACGGAGGAUGACAACAAGACACUGCGAACAUGGCACCCAGAUGGGGAGGGCGUUGCCGUGGAGAAGAAGACUAACAUUAUGCCGCAUCACGAAGUUCUCCUCCGGUUAGACGCAAUGGAUCUCGAGCGAGGGGCAAAGAUCAGUGGUCAUCGAGGUUACUACCUAACUAAUGACGGCAUCGAUCUCAACCAAGCAUUGAUCUCAUACGGCCUCGACUUCCUACGGAAGCGGGGACACAAGAAGAUUCAGCCACCAUUCAUGAUGAACAAAGACGUCAUGGCCAAAACUGCGCAGCUUGACCAAUUCGAUGAAGAGUUGUACAAGGUUAUCGCCGCUGACGACGAAAAGUACCUCAUCGCGACCUCUGAGCAGCCCAUAUCUGCAUUUCACUCUGACGAGUGGUUCGACUCGCCCGAGACCCAGCUCCCAAUCAAGUACGCUGGCUACUCAACGUGCUUCCGCAAAGAAGCUGGUUCGGCUGGGCGCGACAUGUGGGGAAUCUUCCGCGUGCACCAGUUCGAAAAGAUCGAGCAGUUCUGCCUCACAGAGCCAGAGAAGAGCUGGGAAAUGUUUGAUACGAUGGUCGCCAACUCUGAGGCAUUCUACCAAAGUCUCGGCAUCCCAUACCGCGUCGUCGCGAUCGUAUCCGGUGCGCUGAACCUGGCGGCGGCGCAGAAGUAUGACCUGGAGGCGUGGUUCCCCUUCCAGGGCGCAUACAAGGAACUGGUCUCUUGCUCAAAUUGCACAGACUAUCAGAGCCGUAGACUAGAAGUACGAUGUGGCCAGAAGACGAAGGAUCAAACGCGCAAGAUCUACGUUCAUAUGCUCAAUGGCACGCUCUGUGCCACAGAACGCGCCCUAUGCUGUCUUGUAGAGAACUAUCAGACACCAGACGGGCUUGUGGUCCCUGAGGUGCUCCGGCCAUACAUGCAGGGACGGGAUUUCUUGCCAUGGGUCAAGGAGUUGCCUAAGAACCUUCAGCGGAAACAGGCUUGA
Molecule: messenger RNA, 1359 nt
Organism: Fibroporia radiculosa
Lineage: Eukaryota; Fungi; Basidiomycota; Agaricomycetes; Polyporales; Fibroporiaceae
Exons: 8
Coding region: 1-1359 (452 amino acids)
Biological process (GO): seryl-tRNA aminoacylation
Cellular component (GO): cytosol
Molecular function (GO): ATP binding; serine-tRNA ligase activity; tRNA binding
Source: RefSeq, a predicted model, not a curated record